CUGGGGGCCGCUGUGAUGCCGCAGCGACACAAAGAGCAGGAGAAUGAAAACGUAUCGGUGCUGGUUGUGAUGUGAACACAGCGAAACCAUAAUGGCGACUGCUGGGACAGCAGACCCGGGAUCAACAGCCCCGACAGGGACCAGUGGCAUCUUCAAGGGGGGCCCUUCAGAGAUGCCUGGCUCCUCAGCCACAGCUCAGAGUAUGAAGAAGACCAUUGGACACCGGGGAGUUGAGACCACCACGGGAGAGACCACCUACAAAAAGACGACAUCCUCUGCCCUAAAAGGUGCCAUUCAGUUGGGCAUCACUCACACGGUUGGCAGCUUGAGCCAAAAGGCUGAGAGGGAUGUGCUCAUGCAGGAUUUUGUGGUUGUUGAAAGCAUCUUCUUCCCCAGUGAAGGCAGUAACCUGACUCCAGCUCAUCACUACAGCGACUUUCGUUUUAAAACCUACGCUCCCAUCGCCUUUCGUUACUUCAGAGAGCUCUUUGGCAUUCGACCAGAUGACUACCUGUAUUCCCUGUGUAACGAGCCACUGAUCGAGCUUUCCAACCCUGGAGCCAGUGGAUCUCUCUUCUACGUCUCCAGUGACGACGAGUUUAUAAUCAAAACGGUUCAGCACAAAGAGGCAGAGUUUCUCCAGAAACUUCUUCCUGGAUACUUCAUGAACAUAAACCAAAACAAGCGAACACUCCUGCCCAAGUUCUAUGGCCUCUACUGCGUCCAGGCGGGGGGCAAGAAUAUUCGUAUCGUUGUGAUGAACAAUCUCCUCCCCCGGAUCAUCCCCAUGCACCUCAAAUACGACCUGAAAGGCUCCACCUAUAAGAGACGGGCGUCGCCUAAAGAGAGGGAAAAAGCUGUUCCCACGUACAAAGAUCUAGAUUUUAUCCAGGAUAUGCCCGAUGGCCUGCAGCUGGAAUCAGACAACUACAAUGCCCUGAGCAAGACUAUUCAGAGGGACUGCCUGCUCUUGCAGAGUUUCAAAAUCAUGGAUUACAGUCUGUUGAUGGGCAUUCACAACAUGGACCAGGCCAGUCGAGAGCGAGAACGGGCUGGGGGCUAUUCGGCGGACAGCGGGGGGUCGGAGGGAGCGGUGACCCCCGAUCAGCGCCGGCCGCAAGCCCAGAAGAGUCUUUACUGUACGGCCAUGGAGUCCAUCCAGGGGGAGGCUCGGGGAAAGGGUGCUUUGGACUCAGAAGACCACAUGGGAGGUAUUCCAGCUCGUAACGCAAAAGGAGAGAGAUUACUCAUCUACAUCGGCAUCAUUGACAUCCUCCAGUCAUACAGAUUUGUUAAGAGAUUGGAGCACUCCUGGAAGGCCCUGGUGCAUGAUGGGGACACUGUUUCAGUUCACAGACCUGGCUUCUACGCAGAGCGCUUCCAGCAUUUCAUGUGCAGCACAGUGUUCAAGAAAAUCCCAUUAAAGCCUUCACCAUCUAAGAAGAGCCGUGGGGGAGGUCAAGGGGGGCUUAGGAGGGCUCCCACUCUGGGAGCUCCCACCCCACUCUCCCACGCAACAGGGCAGUCAGUUAUGGACCCCAGACUGGUGUACCACCCCCAUUUUAAAAGCACAGAGUCAGAGGCUGACAGUGUCCAGACAGGCAGACCAGAUCUGGUUCCCAGCACACCGCCGCUGCAGGACAACCCGGCUGAUUGCGAGGCCAACCUUUCCACCUCAUCAGUAGGCAGCCUAGAAUUUGCUUCCUCUCCUCCCCGAAGGUCUGUGGGGGUGGAGGUGCACAAAUCGGCGCACACAGACUACGACCACGGUGCUUUUCACAGUUUCGAGGUUGAAGGCAGUGCAGACAAUUCAGCCAACCUGUCUGGAAGCGAAGAUGUAGUUUCGCUAUCUGACAUCAUCCCUGAGACGAACAUCAAUUUUUAAACAAGUGCACAAUGCCAUCUAGAGAGGACGUGCCUGGAAGAGGCAAGGUGGGCAGAAGUAAGGAUAAAGACAGCGAAAGCCCUCCCACCCACCUCAGACCCCCUGAACUACCAUUUAUACUCAAAGGGGGUUGCUGGAGGAAGCGGUGAAGGCUGAGAUGAGAAAGAAAAGCAGUGAUGGGCCACCACAUGUCAGUGUGUGCGUGUAUGUAGUCUUUCCCAGCCAUCAACACUGUCACUGUGCACACACACACAUACACACACACACACACACCUGUCCCAUAGGUAACCCCAAAACGAUAUGAAUUGGAGUUAGGAUACCAAUUCCUUCAUUAUGUCAUUGAAAUAAUGUGGAUGUGGAUCAUGAGUGGUUAAUUGAGGACUUCUCGUUUUACUAUAAUGAUGAGUCACUUUUUUGUGUGUGUGGGCACAGACAGGAACGCUGCACACUGAAGAAGGUGUGAGUGGGAUCAUAGUUGUUCAUUUAAUCUUCCUGUUACAGCAACUUUUCCUUUGUCCUCACCUCGCAGGCACUCACACUGCGGUCAUUAGAUGUUUUCAAAUCAACACUUGCUGCUGUCUGUCCACCCUGCAAUCACAUUUUACAUUUCAAAUUGUGGAGGGUUUUUAAAAAAAAAUGUAAAUCAAAUGAGGUAACAGUAGAGGGAUGGCUCUCACCUGUGCAAGUCAAUCAGGCCGUAGUGGUGCCGCAGACAGUGGUGCUACAUCUCGCCACUGCCGAAUGUACACGCCUUCCCUCGUAGAAUGUGUCUUAUUACCCGAGAAGAACAUGAUGCAAGUCUCUGCCUCGCAUGUUGACCAUAUGUGCUAAAGGAUUGACGUGAAUGGUGGGAAGAGCUGUUUGCAGCCAGUAGAUGCUCUCCGAUGAAGUAUUAAGCUUUGACAACCAUUUCCAGCUGCGACCGUUUUGUCUUGUCGUGUCUGUGCCUUUUCAUGCGUUUCCCUCCCCUCAGUUGAAGUUUGAGCAGUUUGAGUGAACACACACAUGCCUUAUCACUGCAGACUAUAAUUUGCAUUUCGUCGUCGGCAAAUCAUUAUUUGCAAGGGUUUGAAAAGUAUUUUAGUGCAAUCCCUUACAAGGGACUAUUAAGGCCACACUGAGAAAAAUAAGUCAUACUGGUAUGAGAAUAAGGUAUGACUCCAUUUAUUAAUCAGGUAGUAAUAUUACAUAUUUAGAGGUGAUUGUGAACAAAGCCAACAAAGAGGUUUCAUUCUGUGUACAGUAGAGCACCACUUUUCAUGGGCGUUAUCUUCCGAGACCACCAAUAAAAUAACAUCAACGUGUGUUUUGGUGUCAUGAGCACUUUAAAUCUUGCAAAAUUACGACUUUUUCUAAUAUUAAGACUUUAUUCUCGAGAAACGUACUAUGUUGUGUUUUCCUUCAAAGAUAACAACUUUUAAUUGUAAUAUUACUUCAUUUGCCUAAUAUGACCAAAAAAAUAAUAUUUCGUAAAAUUAAGACUUUGUCCUCAUGUUUACAACAGUCUAAUCUUCAGCUUUAUUUGUGCAAAAUUGCAACUUUAUUCUUUUAAAUUUCUGAUUUGUUGUAAUUUUCUUUUUUCCAGGCCCUCGGACUUAAUUCUUGUGUCUCAUGUCAUAUUAUGGAAUUCAAUUCAAUUUUUUAAAUCAAAUUGAUAAAAUAUUGUGACUAUUUUUGUCUUUUGUCAUAAUAUUUGGACUUUAUUCUCAUAUUGUUCUUUUCAGUGUGGCCCUCAUACUCCUUUGUACUUUUAUUUAAGUGUUUUAAAUGAUCAGAAUGUCAGGAAUUAGGACAUGAAAUAUUGCUGAAAUAUUGGAAUAUACAUUCAUGUCAUUUUCAUUUUAAAAGUCUUGCAAGGAGUUUCCAUGUGCUGAUGAAUGAAUGUACGUAUGUCAGCCGCCUUGGUCACGCUGCUGAUUGCAAAGUGGCCACAAGAUGCCACUAAAUCCUCCACACUGGUCCUUUAAUGCUGUGUUUCCCAACCUUUAUUGAGCCUGAGCACAUAUUUUACAUUAGAAAUAUUUUUUGGCACACUACCAAACAAAAAUGUCACAAAAAGUACAUACAGUGGAACCUCGUUUUUUUUCACUAUUCCGUUCCAGUAGGUCAGACGAAAACAGAAUCAGAAUUGGUCCCAUAAGAAAUGAUGCAAAUCCAAUUCAUCCGUUCCAGACACCCAAAAAUAUGAACACUACAUAGAGAACAUUACAAUAAAUACUUAAAAAUAACAACGGAAAUGGAUAAAUGAACAUUUACCAUCACUUUUACCUUUUAUUGAAGCCUCUUGUUGGUAGGGGGUGUUUGACUUUAGUCAGUAACAAACUUAACUAUAUAGAAUGGACAGUUAAAGUUGUACACUUUAUUGUAGAGGUACAAUCAUCAUUACACACAUGGGCCCGGCUCACUUUCUGUUAUCUGUCUCCGUUAAACCACACCCCCUUGCGACCUGUGUAAAAGGUUUACAUGACCUUUACAUUACGAUCCUAUUGUAACAGACGCUACCUUUUGUACUUAUGGAAUUCAAUAUUGUUUCUCACCUUCUUUAUCAAAGCACUUGCUGCAUACUGGCAGCCACACUCCAUUAAAAAAAAAAAAAAAAAAAAGCACAAACUGAACACGCAGUGAAUACGUAGUGUGCUUGAACGCCUCAUCAGUGCAGAGUUGUUCAUUGUUCUAAUAAACCGUACACACACAUAAUAAAGAUGAUUCCCUUGCCAGGACCUGUCUCUAAAGUCCCAACUCUUGGGCCCUAUCAAAUCUGUUUUAUUUUUUCCCAAAUUCCGUUUUGUCCGUUUUAAUUUGAACCUUUUACACUUAUUUUACCAGCAUAGAGUGUGUGCUUUUGUGAUAAUAAAUACAUGUAAGUGUAACUUUUCUAAGGGGAUGUCAUCCUCUGCACACAUUGCAACAAAAUCCUCAACAAAUGGUAAAAAAAAAAAAAAAGAGGUCGUCACCAAUGCAAUUCCAAUUGCGCUAUUAAUGUAAGAUAUUUUUAUGACGCCGUGAUUUUGUUUACACAAUUAGACAGUAUGUGGCGAACAGUGCUCUUACUUUGAAGGCUGCAAGUGUGUUGUCUGUCGACGGUUAAGAGAAGCUGGGAGCACGAAUUAAACGUGCCUUUCGUCCUUAUUUGCACAACGUCGGCGGGCAUCAUAAUACGCUCGUUGGCAUUAACAAACGGAAAAACACAACACGUGUACACACACUCAUACAGCCGCACUAGCAUGCUCUGUUCAAGUAAGCUAACCCCGGCUAGCUUCCAUUCACGCGCCUUAAGAGAAGACUUUCAAAGGUUUUUUUUUUUGGCCAACUUCUGCCAGCGUUUCAGGUCGCCGUUUCACCAUGCUUCGUUCAAGGGGGGGGUGGGCUAGUGUUUUUGAUGAGAUUCCACCAGGGAGAUACUCCCCCACACAUUCACAUAAUGACAGAUUUUGCGUUUAACAGUAGAUUUAGUUUUUGUUGGAAAUUCCGCCAUUCCAUCUGGGAUUUUGUUAACGUGGAAAUCGUAGGGCCCUACAAUGCUGAAAGGACCACUGUCUGUUCUUCACAGUCACCGAUGUGUGGAUGCUUGGUUUGGGAAGCAUACCGACUAGUGUUUUAGGCGCACCGUUUGACCCUAAGAAAACCGAGACAUUUUUGUAGAAAACUGGGACGUAGGAAAACCGAGGUACCUCUUCCACUAGAUGGCAGAAGGUACAUCACUAACAUAACCGUUUAUGUUAGUGAUGUACCUUCUGCCAUCUAGUGGAAGAGCAUUUCUUUGUUCUGCCUGUCACUAUGCAGUCAGUAUAUUGCUGGCACAGAUAGAUGAGCAAAGAUAUAUUAUUUGCAGUAAAUACAUAAAGAAUUUUCAGACCAAUGAAGUGAAAUUGGAUAAUUUACGGCGACACACUCUAUGAUCUGUCACGGCCGGUGGUUGGGAAACACUGCUUUAAUGCAUCUACACUGCACUCAGGCAACAGACAGCUGAUGGAGUUUGUCUGUUGUUGCUCAUUUCUGCUGGUUACAGAAAUGAUGGUGCCUGCAUCCACUCCUGGACCAAUUAUUAAUAAUAACUAUGUGUACAAGUAGUGGUUUUGUAUUUUAUUAUACUGUAUGUAGUCUUAUUCAUAAAACAUGCUUUUGCUUCCAUGCUGUUGCUGCUCAGAGCACUGCAUGGCUCAUUGAGGUGGCAUUCGGGGUGCUUUUUAUUUUUAAAACUCGCAACAGCGAGAGGUUUCACAUACGUUCGCUAUACGUGACUUCAUCUCAGCUGCUGUCGUUUCAUCCGCAUGAGAGGGAGGAAGGUGCAGUAGUGAGUCUUGACUUCGUAGACUGAAACAGGGAAAAAAAAAAAUCUCAUGUUCAAUGCAAAGUUUGUUUUCUGAACCAGUUACUGCACCAAAGAGAGGAGGAAGAGUUUUGCAAAAGGCACUCAAGUCCUGCAAAUGUUCUCGAUCCAGUUAUGGUAACGGUAAUAACACAGGUUUUGACUUGUGCUUUAAGGGGCCCUAUCCUGCAUUUGUACCUUUUCAGACUUAUAUGUAUACAUACUGCACGUUCAGUGUGUCCCCCAGGACUGCAAUCUAACAGCCAUGACGCAUUUAAGUACGCUGUGGCAUACCUGUCAACAAGCCACCUAGCCCCCUGUGGACACAUCCCGUUAUAAUGUGUUUAUGAGCGAGGGUUUAGUAUUGAACUCUGAAACUGCAAAGUUAUCAGAUGGACUCAUCGACUUCAAGUGUGGACUCGGACCUGCACACGCUAGUACAAGAUCAUGUUGUUGUGUCAUCUAAUGAAAUAAAGUCAAUGUCCGCAUCUUACAUGCAUAUAAACUGAAUUAAGUAAUCCCUCGACACGUCGCGCUUUGAAUUUUGCAGCUUCGCUCUAUCACGGUUUUUCAGAGUGUUUUCAAAUCUAGUCUAUCGCGGAUAAUUGUUUGAAGAUCCGACCGCGAUAAGUUAAUUUUCGCAAAGUAGGUUGGAAUCCUGUUUACGAUCUUUUAAAAUAUGUUUUUCAACAUUAUUAGAAUUCGCUAGACAUGAAGUAACACCCCUGUAGUCACCUUUACCUUUGUAUUACCCAAUAUAGUAGAUAUAAUCAGAGAAAAUGAGACGUAUUAGACGUAAAUAAGGUAACAUAGACUCACACGUUAGCAGUUCCUUGUUUUGUUCUGGACAGUGUGCUUCAUGCAUUGGUUAUUGUCUCAUCAAUGUAUUGUAACGGCAGCUUUAAAUGGCUUUAUAUUCGUAUUAGCCAAUAUAGUAGACAUAAUAAGAGUAUAUAAGCCAUUUAAGACUUACGGUAACAAAACUCCUGUUUGUGUUUGUCACAGUAAAUAUGUUCCUUAGGGGAGGACAGCUUGACGUGGUUUAUGGCUCCAACAGUAGUCCGUGUUGUUAUUGUGAUUAAUAUCUUAUUUUAUUAUUGUGCCUGUUGUUAAACGUGCAUUAAAUGCCACGUCUGGUGCUUAUCUCACCUAAAAAUUACUGACACCUAGUGGCAAAUGUAGAAUACUACAUUCAUAAUUACAAUGCUUUUUAUACCUUGAAUUUGUGUUUUAGUUCAUUUAGUUGUUCAUUUAGCCAUUGCUAUGCUUGAAAAUGCUUAAUUUAGGCCAAGCGUACGUACAAUUUGCUUAAAUGAUUUUUUUUGAAAAAACGCGAUGGAGUGAGGUUGCGAUGUUCGGACCGCAAUGUAGUGAGGGACAACUGCAUUUUAUUAAAAUAAAGUCCCUAUAGUGCCUCACUGGGUCCUAUAUCAUUUCAAAAGCCUCUGUAAUGUGCAGGAUAGGACCCCUUUAAAUACGUCUUUUUAAACCGUUUUGUUUAUGUCCGAUAAGCUAUAUUCAGUCACUGUUUUUCUUCUAUCAAGUGAGUCGUUGUCGCUGGAAUGUAUGGAGAUUGAUCAGCACAUUCCUGUGAAAUUCUAAGUAUAAUUGACUUCAUUUGUGGUAGCUUUGUAGAGCCAUCUUUUUCUAGUCCAGAUAUUCUUAGUGUUAAAACCAAAAUGUAAAAAUAUAUAUAUAUAUCCAUGAAAAGUUGGAUUUAGUUGGUGUUGAGUUCGAAACUUCUAGAUUCCGUUGUGUGUGUGUGUUUGCGUUGAAUUUUGCCUGACAGUAUCGUCUAACGCAGGGUUUCCCAAGCCAUUGGCAGCCCAAGAGCCAAUUUAGAAAAGUGGCUCCUCCCUUGAGACCCAUUUUGGGUCCGCACCCUAAGUUUGGGGAGUCCUGGUGUAAUAGCUGGAUCCAAUCUGCCUUGCAUGAAAACAUCCUCCUCUGGUGCUUCAAUGUUUGGACACUACAUUUUGUUAAGAGCCAAUGCAAUAGCAACCACAGUCUGCCAGCACCCCCGAUACACAGAAGUAUAUUUAUUUAAAAGACGAAGUUGUAUGCUUGUACUGUCCGGAAGGAUUCCUGAAACGCUUAUCUACAGUAUAUAUGAAGAAGACAACUUUUUUGUGUGUUGUUUUUUAACAUUUUAGAUUGUGUAACGACAAAAUAGAAUCUAUUCUCUCCACAAUGGGUUGUUAAUCUCCUGUGCUUUUUUUUUUUUUUUUUGUACAUGAAUGUUUUACAUGAGCCAAUUGUUGCUGGUUGUCUGAGUACUCUUCAAUGACUAUAUUUCUACAAGAUGCGUGUACAAAACUGUGUAUAAUGUACAUAGAAGUCACUGAAAUGCCUUCUCAUGCAAUAUGUGCUGCCUGUACGCUCCUACCAUGUUUCAGUUAAUGUGGUGGUGGUGAUGUUUUCAUGCAUUCAAAGAAUUAAACACGUUUUGUAAAUCUUCAUCGUGCUCCAUCACUCACUUGCUCGUCACUUUACUACCAGGAGUGUCUGAGAUUCAUACACACGGGAACAUCCCAAUCGUGGGUGUCCAAAGUGUGGCCCGUGGCACAUUCGAAAAAUACAAAUAAAAAAGGAAAUUGAAAAUAACAGCAAACAUUUUUUUUAUUAUUAAUUUCACUGGAGUAAAAUGAAAACAUUGGAA
Molecule: messenger RNA, 8853 nt
Organism: Dunckerocampus dactyliophorus (ringed pipefish)
Lineage: Eukaryota; Metazoa; Chordata; Actinopteri; Syngnathiformes; Syngnathidae
Product: phosphatidylinositol 4-phosphate 5-kinase type-1 alpha-like
Exons: 16
Coding region: 92-1885 (597 amino acids)
Biological process (GO): phosphatidylinositol metabolic process
Molecular function (GO): phosphatidylinositol kinase activity
Source: RefSeq, a predicted model, not a curated record